CACACUUACAGGAAGUGGAGGAGUUGUUUCUUAUCAAUCUUCAAGCUCGAGCUUUACGUAAACGCGGGGAAAAUGUGGCGCAUGAAGGUUCUGGACGAGAAGAAAUGAAAUAUUCGCAGAUUUUCACUGAUUUCCCUCAAAUCGGAUCAAAUACGAGUCACGGUACAGUGUGUGUGACAGCAUGUCCACAUCAAGAGUCACGCUUCAGAUUUUACUUGUUACGCUCAUCGCCUCCACUGUAUCAGGGCUGACCAUCACCCCUGACAGAGGCACCACCUUCAAUAUCAGUAAUUCUCAGGUCAGAGGUUGCAAAGUGUGCACGGGUGCAGGACGCUCACGGCAAUGUGAUCCAUUUGUUCUGUUAAAGGACAACACUCCUGUCUCAGUGGAGUUUGAAUGCGCCAAACCUCAAGAUGUAUUCAGUGUGGACAUUGUGCGAAAUAUAGAAUGUACCACAAAGUCGUGCAGUGGCCACAUCAUCCCGGCUGAUUUCGGCUUGCUGGAUUUUAACCGUUCGUUCACCUGGAACCUGAGGGCCUCUGCGCCGAAAGCUUUCAAAAUAGACUUCGGCAACACGGGUCUAAAACAGAUUAAUCCAUCAGAGAGAUGUCCAGACGGUCACAGCUACUCCCUCAAGGCCUUCCAGACAACAGGGAAUGUGGCCGUAGGGAAAUACUGCAAAACGGGGCCUGUCAGCAGUGCUCAGAUACUGAAUCAAGGGAGCUUUUCUCUGGACGUCCCAGCAGGGCAAAAGCUGCAAAAUGGCCAGUUUGACGUGUCUCUCGGGGAAGAAAUCAAAUCCCUCGCCAAAAUUACCCUGACGUUACCGAGAGGGACCUCGUCCUCAGAGCUGUUCUCCCCAAACUACCCGGACAGUUUUCCCGAUGAUGACGUGAUGGAGUGGUACUUUCAGGUUCCGGACAAACACAAGAUAUCCGUUCAGUUCUUAAAUCUUAUAGAGCCGCGUUGUCUGAAGAAGCAGACAGCAGUGAAGUACCAAAGCAAAGGGAGAGUGGCGUCAGUGCUGAAACUGAAGGACCCCCAGCCGGCCCAGGAUCAGGGGAACUUUGCUCUGACGCUGACGAACUGCGAGAUGGACAGAAGACGUGCUGGUUCUCCAGGACUGUCGCUAAGCCUCAAGGUGUCAUCUUUACAUACAGGAUUACCAGUGACGUGUAAAGUGGAUCUGAACAAAAUGGAGGGCCUUUCUCUGCACAUCGAGAAGUCGAGACUAGAUUCCAACUGCAAGAUGAAAAUAAGAUCAGCGCUGAAGGACAAGAUCACAGUCACACCAGGGAGUCAGCUGACUUUCCAGGACUGCUUCCCUGAAGACGUACAAGUCACCGCCACAAGAGUCAUAGAGUGUCAUCAACCCAUGGAGUGCCAGAAGUCCCCAGUCCGUCUGUCGGUGCCUGUGCUGCCGAGCUGCCUCCCUGCUCCUCUGAGCAGUGUGACGUGGACUCUCCGUCCUCCUAAACACGGCACCGUGGAGCUGACCUCUGCCUCUGGGCACCUCAAGCAGUCCUUACCUGGGCAGCAAUGCAACAACAGCAUCUCUAUCAAAGUGGACGAAGACGAUGGCAAUCAUAUCGGACAGUUCUGCACUCAAGGAGCCAUACAGAUGGUCCAAAUCCACAACAACGCCUCUGUCACUGUGUCCGGCGUGGGGAUUACAGCACUGCGGACAAGCAAACAUGUGCUAAAUGCCAUUUUGAAAGAGGAGAUAUCAGAAAGCUACAUAUUCAAUGUGUCUCUAAAGAGAGACAAUCCUGUCCUUUUGGCUACUCCGGGUUGGCCAGUAGGAAUGAGGUCUUACUCCACCGUCUCCUGGAUCAUCUCCGUUCCCCCUAAGAUGGAGGCUCACCUGAUGUUCGCCAACCUCAGCCAGCCCAAGUGCAACGAACGGCACACUAACAUCAGGGUGCAGAGGGUUGGCUGUCCGGAGGAGCUGUACAGCCGCAGGGAGGACGAGGAGGCCGAGGCUGAGAUUGUUGUCUCAGACAACUUCUACCUCAACAUGUCCAACUGUAUGCCUGAAGUAGACGGAGGACACUUCAGCGUCAUCACCAAGAUCACCCUGCAGAAGAACCGUCUGCUGACGACCAUCCUGAGUGUGGUGGCUGCUCUGUUGGUCAUUUUUGUCACCGUGCUGGUCGUGGUCUGUGUGGUGAUUAGGAAGAAGAAGAAGAAGCUGAAUCAUGAAGUCUCCAUCUACAAUCCAAAUGGCGUGAGCUUCCUCCCAGGACACAACAGCCUCCCAAAAACAGAAGAGGACGAGUACCAUGUUUACGCCUCCAUAGAGGACGCGCUGGUCUACACGCACCUGCUGAGGAAGGGGGAAGAGAUGGGCAUCUACAGGGAGUAUAACACACAUCAACCCUUCCCCGGACCCAAAGACUCACAAAAGCCGCUGGUCUCUAAAGACGCUGGUGACGACAAAAUGCCAGUCGGGACUUACCAGCAGUUUCAGGCUCCUCCACUUCCCGUCAGGCCCCCGAGCCACAACCAGCCCCUGGUGGACAAUGUCAUUUACCAGACUGAGGACCAAAGUGAAGACUCUCCAAAACUGGGGCUGCGGCUGGAGCCAGAGGGAGGAAACUGAGCAGGAGAUUGGAUUCAGCUUUCUGCUUUUCUCUUGACCUACUUGAACUCUGAGAUAUUCAUUCCCUGGUAUCUUUGUGAUUACCUGCCUUGCGAGAAGCGUUUUCUCCUGAGCGCAGUUUUGCACCAAAGCCAGGAACAAAAAAUAACCCUGCUGAAACCUGCCCACAGCUGUUACCGUGUUUUAUCUCAGAUAAAGGCAGUACAUAACCAUCCUCUUUAUGCGAGUUUUAAGAAAAGAUUGUGUGUUACAUUAAGGCAAUGAGUAUUUUUCAAUUUUGAGAGAUUUUGCAUGCAUCGUAGUUGUCUAUACUGGAGCAAACGUGUGUGCUGUUUACAUGCUGAGUUUUUCUUCUUUUUUUCACAUUAAGGCAGUGUACAGAAAGGACUCCAUUGCAAUACCCUGCAUUUUUAUAGCAUCAUUACAACAUGAUGGUUUGAUGAUGGUCUGUGUUGCAGCAGAUUGCAGCAGCAGUGUAUGUGCACAGAGUAAUAUCUUUCUAUUGUUUAUCGCCUGCUUGGAGUGUCAAGACACAAUGUCAUUACACCAUAAAUGUGCCUUACAGAGGGGGCAACACACCCCCGCUGAUACACCUAAGGACAUUUGAGGUGUCUUUUCAGAGUGUUUUACUUCUUUUUUGGACCCACACUUUGGGAAUCUAAAGACUGAUCUGCUGCUUGUAAAGUGAUCUGUCAGAGAUCACGAGUCAGAGAGAUAUUUUACAGUGUGUUUUGGGGACUACAGGCCCUUUCUGACAUGAAACUAAAAUCUUUGUACAUUCUUAAUUUCUGUCAGUGAGAAAAAGGCAAUGUCUUUCUUUGUUUUAGGACCAAAUUGUGUUAUUAUUUACUGUUAGCUGUAAAAGAGAAUCUGUGUGAGUCAUAUAAUUUAACAAGUUUGUGUGAUGAGUGUGUUGUUGUGAAGACAGAACAACAAACUGAUCAAUAAGGUCAUGUUAAAACCAAGUCCCAACUGAUUUAAAGUCAAGUACAGGUUAUUGUUCUGUGAAAUUUAAGUUUUUUGCAUUAACUGGGAUAGGAAACAGUAACAUUGUGUAUUAAAAUAUUUUUUAGGGUAUCUAUUGUCAUUCGGCUGAACUAGGAGGUGCCAGAAUAUUAACUUGUCUCAUCUGGGGGGAAAUAGGAUUUAAGUGUGACAAACAAAAUGUGUGAAAAGGCUGAAUAAAUUGUGUUGUGUUUUCUUGUUAAGCCAUGUCGCCUCCUGCAGUUCAGAAAAUGAACUGCAGAGGGAAACAAAGUCAAAGUUGCCAUAAAUCCAUUCUCAGUUUUGAGGAAAUAAAGUGUCCACUGUAAAACAAUGCAAGAACUCUAUACAUGGAGUUACUUUGGUUAACAGCCACGUAAAAUAUGAGUGGAAAUACUUCACAGUCUGACCGUUUGACAUUGUGAACGCUACUUCUGAGUUCUGAUGUUGGUGGAUGUCCAUGGAGACGUCCAAACAUGGCAAUCUGCUUUAACCCUGCUUUAAAUGAGUAAACUACUAAAAGUGCCAAAACAGAAACUGGUUUUCCAUGAUGGAAAACGUGUGGGUAGGGUGGAGACACAAGAAGUCAUUUGACUCAUGAAGUUGGGACUUUCCUUCACAGAUGUUUUCAGAAAAGUUGGACCAGGAAACCUCGAGAGGGCUCAAUAGUGCAUUCGUUUGAAAUCUGAAAAUGUUUCAUGUUUUAGUUAGGGAAAUGUUGAUCUCUACACCCAUACAUCCUCCUCUUUCAUAGGCAUAGAUUUCAGGGGGAAUGCAAGGACACAUCCACUCAAAAUUCAGAAUGUGAAUUUGUACCCCACAAUAAAAUCAUGAAAGUGGCAAAGGUAUUUUAAAAAUAAUUUAAAAAGAUAUUAACAGCAUGAAUUUGUGCAGAAAAGGCACACGUUGAUUCAGAAAUAAACAACAGAAUGCAGUGUUUGAUGCUCAAAAUUUCUUUUGGGAGGGCCCAAACCUUCUGUUUGGCAUGCGUCCCUCUCUAUGUUAAGACAAAUCUCACACCCCUGUCCUCUCUGCCUAAAAUAUGUUUAAUAAAGCUGUGAUACUUGGUCAAGACAAAA
Plectropomus leopardus (leopard coralgrouper) is the source of this 4665-nucleotide messenger RNA. It is a transcript of the gene cdcp1a, whose product is annotated as CUB domain containing protein 1a. NCBI's taxonomy places the organism in Eukaryota, Metazoa, Chordata, Actinopteri, Perciformes, Serranidae. The record is from RefSeq and is a predicted model, not a curated record.